This is a messenger RNA of Saccharomyces kudriavzevii IFO 1802, 2442 nucleotides long. RefSeq names its product protein kinase PTK2 (gene PTK2). Lineage: Eukaryota; Fungi; Ascomycota; Saccharomycetes; Saccharomycetales; Saccharomycetaceae. Gene Ontology annotation, biological process: protein phosphorylation; mitotic DNA damage checkpoint signaling. The transcript has a single exon. The coding region runs from base 1 to 2442 and encodes 813 amino acids. Gene Ontology annotation, cellular component: nucleus. The record is from RefSeq and is a predicted model, not a curated record. Gene Ontology annotation, molecular function: ATP binding; protein serine/threonine kinase activity.
AUGACGGGGAACGGUAAAGAUAGAGAGGUGCAUAAAAGUCCUUCUGUUAGUACUUUGAAGCUCUUGGGGAAGCGUCUCUUCAAUUCGAGCAGCCACACUGAUAACUCUUCAUUGCUGCUCAGUGCUGAGCAAUUGGGCAACGGGAGAAGUCUAAGGAAAAGACCAACGUCUCCAUCUAUUGGUGGCGCUAGUAGUGGUGGCAAUUCACCUUCCUCUUCUGCUGGUGCUCGGCAAAGAUCUGCAUCUUUGCAUAAGAAGAAGAACAAUGCUUCAGCGGGGUUUUCAAAUGGACCUGUGUCCUCGCAUAAGUCCUCUGCUGCAUUACAAGACCUGAUCAAACAUAGUAAUAACCCCUAUUUAAACUCUCCCUCGGAUAUAUUAGGGACAGGAACUGGUAUUGCCUCGACAAGAGAUAGGGAUAGAACUUUUUUGGAUAGAGAAAAGGAGAAAGAGAGGGCAAGAGACAAAGAAAGAAAUACGCAUCAUGCGGGCUUACCUCAAAGAUCUAACAGCAUGGCCAGUCACCAUUUCCCCAAUGAAAACAUUAUUUACAAUCCCUACGGUAUAAGCCCAAACCAUGCUAGACCGGACACUGCAUUUGCCGACACUCUUAACAUGAAAAACGAGAACGAUUUAAGUUUUUACAUGCAUGAUGGUAACAGCAAGAUACGGAUGCUGCCGCUUCCAAUUGCCAACCCGAAUGAUUUUUUGCCCGAAGAUAUGAAACAAUAUAGUGUUCAUUUAACAGAUAACUUCGCAUUUGACACGGAUAAUAAACCUAUCGGUUCGGGUGGGUCUAGUGAAGUUAGAAAAGUUAAAUCAAGUUACAGGCAAAAGGGGAUUUACGCUUUGAAGAAACUGAACAUGAUAUACCACGAGUCUCCCGAGAAGUUCUACAAAAGAUGUUCCAAAGAAUUCAUUAUUGCCAAGCAUUUAAGUCAUAACGUCCACAUCACGAAAACGUUCUACCUUCUGAAAGUUCCUACCACCACAUAUACAACUCGUGGCUGGGGAUUCAUCAUGGAACUAGGUGUGAAAGACCUUUUCCAACUAAUGGAGAGAACAGGCUGGAAAAACGUGCCCUUUAGUGAGAAAUAUUGCCUUUUCAAACAAGUGGCUCAAGGUGUCAAGUUUUGUCACGACAAUGGUAUUGCUCAUCGUGAUUUGAAGCCUGAGAACGUCUUGAUUUCCAAAGAGGGUGUGUGUAAAUUGACAGAUUUUGGUAUUUCUGAUUGGUACCAUGUGGUGCCCCAUGACUACACUAGUCCAGUGAAGACUUGCCAAGGUAUGAUUGGUUCUCCGCCAUAUACUCCACCAGAAGUCAUGUAUUUUGAUGCUAAAAAGCAUUAUCCCGAAAGAUUCCAAAAACCUUAUGAUCCAUUGGCGAUGGAUUCAUAUGCCCUUGGGGUAAUGCUAAUCACCAUGAUCAACAACAUCAUUCCUUUCAUCGAUUCUUGUAACACGGACGCGAGAUUCAGGGAAUUCGAAGUGUCAUAUGACAAUUUCAUCAAUCACCAAAAUCCUCAUUUUAGGGACAAGGGCUGCCACAAGCAAGGCCCCGGUUCCGAAUACUCUUUAGCAAGGAAUUUCAAAAACACUGAUGCUACCCGCAUUGCAUGGAGAUUGGCUGAUCCCAACCCUGCGACCAGAUACACAAUGGAUGAUUUAUUUGAAGACCCAUUUUUUCAGCAAAUUGAAACGUGCGUCGAGCCUGAUGACGAUGAUUUAGUAAGGGCUCCUGAAUUAAGAAAAAGUACCUCUGUAAGUGAUUUUACUGAGAAUUCAUUAGAUGCUUCACCCGAGCAAGAAACCAUUCACACUUCGAAUCCAUUCCUGAAAAAGGAAGCUAUCACUAGUAAACCGAGAUCGAUGUUGGAAAUUGCGCAAUCUCCUUCCCUGAGACAGAAAUCCAAAGUAAAAGGCAACACGAAGGCUAAACCCCAUGAUGGUGCGGAUGAGGAAGAUCAAAGAAGCAUCAAAUCUAAGCAACAAGAACACAGUGAAGAUUUGAAUGAAGAUGAAGAAAGGGACGAAACAAUGGAAGACGCCUUGAAUAACGUUGACAGCUUAUUAGAAAAGCCGACGCCUACUUCCACAAAAAUCGAGAACAUCCCAAGCGAAGAGGAUUCUACAAGAAAAGAGUUGAAAUCGAUGCUAAAUUCCAUUCCUGCCACGCCAACACAUAACGGUCCAACCCCAGUCCCUGCAAAUGCCGUCACUUCACUGGAUAAACGCAUGAGCGACUUAUCACUCAAGUCCGAAACAUCAGCUUCCACGAAGAACUUUGGCCCACCUGAUGUGUCCUCAUCAAGCAAUUCACUGAGAAGUCUCGGAAGUCCAGGCGGGCCCUCCUCGAAAAAGAAGAAUGUCGUUCAUCACCACCUGGAUAUCACGAACAGCGUUACAAAUAUGUCAUCGGUGAGCGCCUUUAUUUCAAGAUAA